CUACUCGUUGGCUUUAAUAGCUAUUCCCCCUUUGUGAGUGGUGCCAGUAAUACGUUUGCAAGCAUUUAUUUACUGUGUAUAAACAGCAAAUAGUGUGUUUUGGUGAAUAUCUACUUCUGUGUUUGUAAUUUUGUUUUCACGACACGAUUGUACUGCAUUUUUAUUAUUUAUAGUUUUUAUGGAGAUAACUGUGUAACGACCUUAUUGUGCCAUGAACGGACUCUCGGUAUUGCCACGCAGUUGUGAUAAAAUCAUCCAACGAAUUCCGAAGGAGGCAAAUGGACAUCAUCAUCAUCCUCACAGGAAACUAUACGACAAUGAUGGCGAAAUUCAAGAAUACAGAGAAGAUAUCAUCAAUGAAGUGGACGAAGAUACUGUUAGGUAUCCAGAUGGCAGUGUGCGGCUUCGUAAUCCAAACAUCGAGCUUAUGGACCAGGAUAUCCUUUACCAUUUAGCGUUGGGGAGCGGCUCUCAUGAUCUGGUCGAAAUGUUUGGAGACGUGAAGUUCGUGUGCAUGGGCGGGACACCGAAGCGAAUGGAGCAGUUCGCGUACAACAUCAUGGCAGAAAUUGGACACAAGCUUCCCUGCGGGACCACACUGCAAGAUAUCAGCCAUUUCUCUUAUAGAUAUUCUAUGUAUAAAGUUGGACCAGUACUUUCAAUAAGUCAUGGUAUGGGGAUUCCAUCAGUGGGGAUUUUACUCCAUGAGGUGAUAAAGCUGAUGUAUCACGCAAAGGUACGCGACCCUGUGUUCUUUAGAAUCGGCACAUGUGGGGGCAUCGGCUACGAAGGCGGUACAGUUGUGAUCUCAGAAGAGGCUGUGGAUGGAGCAAUGAGAAACGUACUUGAAUUGACCGUGUUAGGCAAGGUCGUUCAACGGCCGGCUAAAUUGGAUCGACGACUGGUGCGAGAACUGAAAGGUUUAGCCGACCCCGAGGAUCCGUACGAUACUAUUACCGGAAGGACGAUGUGCACCUACGACUUUUACGAGGGGCAAGGGCGUUUGGAUGGCGCGUUUUGCGACUUCACGGAAACCGAUAAGAUGGAGUAUUUGGAGAGUCUUCAUAAAGCCGGCGUAGUCAACAUCGAAAUGGAAUCUCUAGCGUUCGCGGCGCUCACACACCAUGCUGGUAUCAAGGCAGCUGUCGUAUGCGUAACUCUACUCGAUCGACUUAAGGGAGACCAGGUGCUAGCUCCCAAAGAAGUAUUAGAUGAAUGGCAGCAACGACCCACGAAGUUGGUUUGCCGUUACAUAAAGAGAUAUCUUCAAAUGAAGGGCCGUUUGUCGUUGGAAGGGCACGGUUCGAUCGCCGUUAAGAGCCCGCGUCGAUUCAAAUUGGUUCAGCAGGAAUCUGAAAAUUACGAUUAAAAUGACCACUUGUGAACAUCUCCUAUUGUGGGCGUUAUUGAUAGUUACAAUAAUUACUUUGCAGUCUUACAGAGACCAAGAAUUCGAUCAGUUUGUAAGUGUGAAGUUGCCGAGCAAAA
Messenger RNA from Manduca sexta (tobacco hornworm), 1488 nucleotides. Its product is annotated as uridine phosphorylase 1. Gene Ontology annotation, biological process: uridine catabolic process; nucleotide catabolic process. Bases 212 to 1369 code for a protein of 385 amino acids. Lineage: Eukaryota; Metazoa; Arthropoda; Insecta; Lepidoptera; Sphingidae. The transcript has 9 exons. Gene Ontology annotation, cellular component: cytosol; cytoplasm. The record is from RefSeq and is a predicted model, not a curated record. Gene Ontology annotation, molecular function: uridine phosphorylase activity.